Messenger RNA from Tetranychus urticae (two-spotted spider mite), 1832 nucleotides. The record is from RefSeq and is a predicted model, not a curated record. Lineage: Eukaryota; Metazoa; Arthropoda; Arachnida; Trombidiformes; Tetranychidae.
AAGCUAAAUGGUUAAAUCAAUGCAGAUUAUAUUAAAAUAAUAAUAAUUAGUGAUUAAUCUGUUGAAAUAUUUAUUAAUUAAAUUGCUCGGAACCUUGAUUUCAACAUUUGGCCUGGUUUUAAAAUCUGUUUGGUGUCUUCAGUGAAAAAUAUUUGCAGAUAUUUCAAUAGAUAGUUUGGUAUCUUUAUCAGUAUCUUUUUCUCAUUUGAUUCAAAACACUGCUUUCAUUGAAAAUUUAGUUUAAACAUUCAACGUGUUUUUUCACUUUAUUUUUCUCCUGUUUUGUUGUUGUGAAUUAUUCUUUGUUUUGAAUUGAAAUUUGUCCAAUAUGCCAAAAACAAAACCACGGAUUGACAAAAAGAAAGGUGUUACUUUUAGACUUGUCCACAGAAGUCAACAUGAUCCUUUAAUUGCUGAUGAAACUGCUCCUCAACAUGUUUUACAAGAAGUUGUUGCUUCUAAAGAAAAAGAAACUCAUAAGGAAGAACAAAUUAAAUAUGGUAUCUAUUUCGACGACAAUUAUGAUUACUUGAAGCAUUUGAAAUCCAGGGAUGAAUUCGAUCGAGAAUGGGAAAUGGUUGAAGAAACAAAAAAGACUAAUCAUAAAUUGAAACUACCAUCAUCUGUUUUUCCAUCUGUAAUUGAGGAGGAUGAAGGUAUGCUCAAUAAAGCUGCUCCUGUUAGUGGACCACAACUUAAUGUCGAUCCUGAUAUAAUUGCUGCCAUGGAUGAUGAUUUUGAUCUAGAAGAUCCAAGUAAUCAGCUCACAGAUGAUUAUUUGACUGAAAUUUUAGAGAGUGGCCUUGUUCAAAAGGAAGAUAAUGAAUCAUCUGAUGACGAGGAUUGUCAGCCCAAUUAUUCAAUGUCUAGAUUUACUAAGGAACGGUACGUCUACGAUGAUGAUGAAGAAGGCGAGGAGGAAGAUGAAGACACUGAAUCUAUUGAUUCUGAAGAUGAGGGAUCAUUCUGCUUCGAAGAAGAUUCAAACGACAAAACUUUGACUAAAGAAGAAACAAAAUCAGUUUUCACUGAAUACUCUCUAACGUCUUCAGUGUUACCGCGUAAUGAAGGACUAUCUUUGAUUGAUGAAAAAUUUGAAGCCAUGUUUGAAAAAGAGUAUGGAAACGAUAUGGAUUUGGGUGCACUUGAUUUGGACGAUAUUGAAGGAUCUAUAAAUCCCAAUAAAUGCCAAGCUUUAAAAAAAUUGAUACAAGACGAGGAAGACUUGAAACAAGUGAAAUUACUGUCAAAAGAUGAUAAAAUUAAGACUUUAACUUUGAAUGGUGAGGAGAAUAGCGACAAUACAGACACAGAAAAUGACUUGGUCCAAUUGGAGAUUGAAUUAGAUGCUGGUAAACACGGAGAAAGACUUUACGACUGUGAAUCAGUCCUAUCAACUUAUUCAAAUCUUUACAACCACCCUAAAUUAAUUCGUACUGAGCGUUCAGCACCCAAGAAAUUAAACAUAGAUCCUGUUUCAGGAGUUAUUGUAUCUCCAAACACAGGAUUAACAAAGAAAAAUCUACGAGAGCUGGAUGUAAUCAACGAUUCUGAUGGUAAAAAAUCAGGACCUAGAUCCAGUUAUUCCAGAAUAUCUAGAAUAAGUGAGCUUUCUGAAAGAGAUAAAAAUGAAUCUCCAGAAGAAAGAAAAGCUAGAAAAGCUGCUUUCAAAGAAAUGAAAAGAGAGAGGAGAAUAGAAAAGAAAGCCAAUCGAACCGCGUUUAAGAUGGAAAGUGAUAAUCAAAAACGAGAUAUGGUUCAUCUGCGUAAUAAUGUAAAUUCCAUGAAAUUAAUUUAAAUAAUAAAGGAUGAAAUUUUAUUUGUUCUGUUAA